AUGGACCAAAUGGAAAUGAAACCACUAAACAGCACAAUGAUCGACGAAACAUCCGAAGAGUCAUCAGUCAACAAUUCGGAAAGUGGACUAGUGACACCUCGGGACACUUGGGGACGGAAAGUCAGUAAACCAAUUGAUAGAUGGUAUUUGGUAUACAUUAUAUUCACAAUGCAUGGAAUGGGAAUGCUCAUGUCAUGGAACAUGUUCAUCACAAUUGCUCCUCAAUACUAUCAUGACUAUUGGUUCAAUAAUACAAAUUAUCAAGAUAGUUUUAUGUCAAUUAUAGGAGUGACUUCUCAAAUUCCAAAUGUUGGAAUUAUGAUUCUGAAUACAAUUGUUGUUAUGGUAGGAUUCAUGAUGCUCCGAGUUGUUAUCCCUUUGAUAGUCAACUGUUUUCUUAUUGCUGUGAUUGUUAUUAUGGCCAUAUUCGUAACCCCAUCACCAAAUACUGUCACUUGGUUUUAUAUCGUAACGCUUGUCAUUAUCAUGGCAAUGAACUUGGCAAAUGGAAUCUACCAGAAUUCAGUAUACGGAAUAGUUGCUGAUUUCCCAGAUAACUAUAUUAACUCUCUGGUUAUUGGAAACAAUUUAUGCGGAGUUUUCACAUCCGUUCUCAGCAUUAUGACCAUUUUGAUCUCUCCAAACGACAUCGAAUUGAAUGCACUUCUCUAUUUCAGUAUUUCUUUAGCAUUCAUGAUUGUUUGUCUAUGCUCUCUUUACUUUUUAGUUCGAUUGCCAUUCUAUCAAUACUACAUGGCAAAAGGGGUGGAAGCAAGAUCCGAAGAUUCAGUGGAUAAUCCAUCCCUGCGACAGUAUUGGGAGUGUUUCAGAAUGUGUUGGGUCCAAUUGUUCAACAACUUUUACGUCUAUUUUGUCUCUCUUCUCAUCUUUCCCGCAAUGAUGACUGACAGUGUCUAUUCGGAUCCCGCUCAUAAUAAGACUUCUGUUUUUGGAGAUAAUCUAUUUUACCCAAUUACUACUUUUCUCAACUUUAAUCUCUUUGCUUGGAUUGGAUCCUCUCUAGCCAACUAUGUUCAAUUUCCAUCUGCCAAAUAUCUCUGGAUAGGAGUUGUACUUCGAACUAUUUUCAUACCAUAUUAUCUUUUCUGUAAUUAUCGUCCAGAUACCCGAUUAUGGCCAGUUUUAUUUGAAAACGAGUGGUGGUUCACGACUGGAUGCACGAUUAUGGCGUUGACUUGUGGUUAUAUGAGCAGCUUAGCAUUGAUUUACACUCCAGUAGAAGUGCCUGCCAGAUAUCAAAAAUUGAGUGGAAUGCUUGCAUCAAUUUUCCUAAUGCUUGGAAUUCUCGCUGGCGUCGCUAGUACUCCAAUUGCAGCUUGGGCUGUAGAAAACAUUGGAACCAAAAAACAUAAAUGA
Caenorhabditis briggsae is the source of this 1377-nucleotide messenger RNA. NCBI's taxonomy places the organism in Eukaryota, Metazoa, Nematoda, Chromadorea, Rhabditida, Rhabditidae. Gene Ontology annotation, biological process: nucleoside transmembrane transport. The transcript has 9 exons. The coding region runs from base 1 to 1377 and encodes 458 amino acids. The record is from RefSeq and is a predicted model, not a curated record. Gene Ontology annotation, cellular component: plasma membrane. Gene Ontology annotation, molecular function: nucleoside transmembrane transporter activity.